ACUGCAGCUAACUUGACAUUUCCGGAUCGCCAAAGCAACAGAAAGCAGCACCAAAACAAGCUGCGCAAACAAUAAAUCUGCCUGAAAAGGGGAAUUUAAAAAAAAGGCAUUAUGUUUCCCAGCAGGUGGCGGUUCAGUUGGGACAGGUUCACGGAGGUGGACCUCUUCACAGACCGCUAUGACGCCAACGCAGAGUCUCUCUCUCAGGCCAUCAGAGCUGCGGCGUCUGAGGAGCCGGACGCAGACGGCAGCGUGCUGUUCGGCCAGCUGAAGGGCACUGUGGUCGGCCUCAGAUAUUACACGGGGGUGGUGAACCAGGGGGAGAUGGUCGGUUUAGUGCGAGAGCCGCAGAAUCCGUACGACCGCAACGCAGUGAAGGUGACCAACGUUUACGGCAGCCAGGUGGGGCACAUCAAGAGGGAGCUGGCAGCAGCUAUGGCCCACGUCAUGGACAACAAGUUGGCUAAAGUUGAGGGGGUGGUGCACUCGGGGACAAAUAACUCAUUCAACAUGCCGGUGAUGCUGUCCUUCUGGGGGAAAGAAGAGAACAAAAAUGCUGUGAAUGAAGUUAUGGCACGUCGUGGAUAUAAACUCAACACAGGUGGAAUUAAACCAGCAGGUGUAAAUCAGAAAUCAUACAACAGUUCAGGUGCUCGGGGGCCAAUGGCAUCUAAAAAAGGUUUAACCAUCCCGCUAACUGCAGACGAGCUAAAGAAUGCAUUUGACAAUCUGUUUGAAGGCUUGAUGGAAAGUAAAGAUGGGGAGAAAGAAGCAGCUAAGUCCGUGGGUACUCCCCUCCUGCUCCACCAGAAGCAGGCGCUAUCUUGGAUGUGCGCCCGAGAAAACAAAUGUGCACUUCCACCCUUCUGGGAGAAGAGAGGCGAGCUGUAUUAUAACAGCCUCACGUGUUUCUCUGCCAAAGAAAUACCGGAGAGGGUUCGUGGGGGGAUACUGGCAGAUGACAUGGGGCUUGGAAAAACUCUGACAACCAUCGCUCUGAUCCUCACCAACUUCCACAAAGGAAAGCCCCUGCCUGUGGAGAAAUGUGAGGAGCAGUCUUCACCUAGAAAAGCGAAAUCACAGAUGGCCUCCAAACCGGAAGGAAGCAGCAGUGCAGGUGAUACAGCAGCUGGCUCUCUGCGCACAGACACUCCACAGGCGGAGGUGAUCUGUGUUGAUACACCGGAUGUCGCGGAGAAAGCAGGCAAGUCAGAGAAAAGUACAGACAAAGGAAAGAUGAAAGCCACCAAGCGAAAGCCCAGUAAAGAGGGCCCAGUAUUGCUGGAGGAUCUGGACUUCGCUGCAGCGCUGGGUGGCUCAACAUCAGACACAAGCUCAAAGAAGAAGAAAACUGACAAGAAGGCUGCUCCCUCGCCGAGUGUGGAAUCCUCCUUCACUGAAAGCGCAGAUGACUUAUCAGCCAGAACGACUCUCAUCAUCUGCCCGCUCUCUGUGCUCAGCAACUGGCUGGACCAGUUUGAGCAGCAUGUGAGGGCUAACGUGAAGCUAAACGUGUAUCUGUAUUACGGCUCAGAACGCAACAGAAGCAAGAAGUUCCUGUCCUCCCAGGAUGUGGUGAUCACCACUUACAACGUCCUCUCUGCUGACUUUGGGAAUAAGAGUCCCCUCCAUGGGAUCAGUUGGCUGAGAGUUGUGCUGGAUGAAGGACACAUCAUAAGAAACCCCAACGCUCAGAUGAGUAAGGCUGUGCUUGACCUCAAAGCUCAGCGGCGCUGGAUUCUGUCUGGGACCCCGAUUCAGAACAGCGUGAAGGACCUGUGGAUGCUGCUGGCCUUCCUGCGUCUAAAGCCGUUCGAUGUGAGGGAGUGGUGGAACAGAGUGAUCCAGAGACCCGUUACACAAGGAGACAGGGAGGGCCUGCAGAACCUUCAGACCCUGGUGAAGUGCAUCACCCUGCGACGGACCAAGAGCAGUGAGGUGAAUGGGCGCCCUCUGGUGUGCCUGCCUGAGAAGACUGUGUGUGUGGAGCAGGUGGAGCUGAGUCAACCGGAGAGGGAGGAGUACGAGCUGGCACGCAACGAAGGAAGAAACACCAUCCGCAAAUACGUGGCUGAAGGGACGGUUUUGAGGAAUUAUGCUGAUGUCUUGGCCGUCCUGAUGAGGCUCAGACAGCACUGCUGCCAUCCCGAUCUGCUGGCAAAGACAUGCUCAGAUUUAGGUGUUGCAGCCACUCCCGCAGAGCUGCGGGAGCAUCUGAUAGAGAAGCUGCGGCUGGUGUUGGCCAGCGGCUCUGACGAGGAAUGCUCCGUGUGCCUGGACUCGAUCCGUCUGCCCGUCAUCACGCACUGCGCCCACGUCUUCUGCCGGCCCUGCAUCGCACAGGUCAUCAGCAGUGAGCAGGAGAUGGCCCGCUGUCCUCUCUGUCGAGGCGAGAUAAAGGCCAGUGAACUGGUGGAGUUUCCACAGGAGGAAAUCGAAGAAGAGAACAGCGCAAACUCUGUGAAGUGGAGGACCAGCUCAAAGGUGCAGGCGCUGAUGGGAAACCUGUUCAGGCUGCGAUCGGAAGACAGCAGCGUUAAGUGUUUGGUCGUCUCUCAGUUUACGCGCUUCCUCAACAUACUGGCGACUCCACUCAGAGAGCACGGUUUCAGUUUUGUACGUUUGGACGGCACCAUGAGCCAGAAGAAGCGGGCCCAGGUCAUCCAGGAGUUUCAGAGCUCUGCAGCCGACAGCCCUUCCAUCAUGCUCCUGUCACUCAAAGCCGGAGGGGUGGGGCUUAACUUGACUGCCGCCUCUCAUGUUUUCCUCAUGGAUCCUGCAUGGAACCCGGCUACUGAGGAGCAGUGUAUUGACCGCUGCCACCGUCUGGGUCAGAAGAGAAAAGUCUUUGUCACUAAGUUCAUAGUGAAGGACUCAGUGGAGGAGAACAUGGUGAAGAUCCAGAGGCAGAAGCAGGACCUGGUGGAGAAGGCUUUUGGCUCCACAAACACCGACAGGAAAACAUCUCGGAUUGAUGACAUCAAAGCCCUGAUGGAGCUGUAGAUAUCUGACAAUGGACCAAUCUCACGUUUUGUCAUGGAAACAACACAAGUGUUGAGUUGUGUUUAAACUGUACUAACAGUGUUGACUGUUCCUUUUUGGGGGGGGGGGGGGGGGGGCAGACCGUUCACAUCUGGAGAGUCUCAGUGAACUUUUCCACACUGUCGUCUUUCUAUUCAUAUUUCAGUUUCUUUUAUACCUGAUCAUUAAUGUGCAAAAUUCUGUUUUAUUUCUACUUUUUUGUAAAAGUUUUUUAAUUUAAUGAUUUCUGAUUCAUUUACAAGAUGCACCACUAGUCAAGCUUUCAUUUUUGUUCAGUUUGUGAUGCUUCGUGGUCUUAUUUACAAUUUGUUCAUGAAAACAUCACAUCGUUUCUAUGCGCGGAGGUGAGCUGAUGAGGAUUUUGUCAAAAACUGUAACAUUUUGGGAUAAAGAGCAGAGAGAAAAACACAUCUGGUCUAGCAACUUUUUUAUUGAGGAAAACUUAAUUUUAAUAGUUGUGAAGAUUCAGAUGUUUGGUUGGUUGGAUUUGCAGACUACUGAUUUUAUACAUUUGCUUUCAGUGUAUUUAACCAAAAAUAGAGCAGCUUUCAGAGCACUCAUUGCUUUUCUAACUAUGUACAUUAAAGGGAAAAAUAUGUUUACUACACAA
Messenger RNA from Thunnus maccoyii (southern bluefin tuna), 3652 nucleotides. RefSeq names its product helicase-like transcription factor (gene hltf). The transcript has 25 exons. Lineage: Eukaryota; Metazoa; Chordata; Actinopteri; Scombriformes; Scombridae. Gene Ontology annotation, molecular function: nucleic acid binding; zinc ion binding; ATP binding. The coding region runs from base 112 to 3003 and encodes 963 amino acids. The record is from RefSeq and is a predicted model, not a curated record.